This is a messenger RNA of Cordyceps fumosorosea ARSEF 2679, 861 nucleotides long. Its product is annotated as NAD(P)-binding domain protein. The record is from RefSeq and is a predicted model, not a curated record. Gene Ontology annotation, molecular function: oxidoreductase activity, acting on NAD(P)H, oxygen as acceptor. The transcript has 3 exons. NCBI's taxonomy places the organism in Eukaryota, Fungi, Ascomycota, Sordariomycetes, Hypocreales, Cordycipitaceae. The coding region runs from base 1 to 861 and encodes 286 amino acids. Gene Ontology annotation, cellular component: intracellular anatomical structure.
AUGGUUGCAGCAGCCAACGGCGCAAUUGGGCACGACGAAAGCGUCUCGCCCCAGCCCACAACCCUGAGCACCCUCCCUGGGCCUGAUCACGACUGGAGCGUGAAUCUCAAGGACAAGGUCAUCACCAUCACCGGCGCCAACCAGGGCAUCGGCCUGGCCCUCGCCGAGGUGUGCCUCGCCAAUGACGCCGCCGCCGUCUUCAGCCUGGACAUCUCCGAGCCCGGCAAUGACUUUGCCGCCCUCGCCGCGCGCUUCCCCGGCGGCCGGCUCGCCUUCCAGCACUGCGACGUAACCUCGGAGGCGAGCGUGCAGGCGGCGCUGGACGCCGUGGUGGCCAGCAAGGGCCGCCUCGACGGCAUGGUGGCCAACGCGGGCGCCACCAAGCACCAGCCGGCGCUCGACUUCACCGCCGAGCAGGUCCGUCGGCUCUUCGAGCUCAACGUGUAUGGCUCGUGGAACUGCGCGACCGCGGCGGCGCGCACGUUCAUCAAGCUGGGGUGCAAGGGCAGCAUCGUGUUUACGGCGAGCAUGACCUCGUACCGGCCAAACAGGGCCGCUCCUUCCGCCCCGUACGGCGCGACAAAGGGCGCGGUGCGCAACAUGACGCACACGCUGGCGAUGGAGUGGGCAAAGUACGGGAUCCGCGUCAACAGUGUGUCGCCAGGGUUCGUCAAGACGGCGCUGACGUACUACGUGGACAAGGACCCGGAAUGGGGUACCAAGAUGAAGCACUACGGCGGCAUGCCGCGGCUGGCGCUGCCACAGGAGCUUGGCGGCGCUUACGUCUACCUGCUGAGCGAGACGUCGACGUACACAACGGGCAUAGACAUUCCGAUAGCGGGUAUUGUUGGAGCGUGGUAG